This is a messenger RNA of Diabrotica balteata, 1029 nucleotides long. Lineage: Eukaryota; Metazoa; Arthropoda; Insecta; Coleoptera; Chrysomelidae. The record is from the annotation of a GenBank genome assembly.
CUUGAGACCAUUUGUCACAUAAUACUUGUCAGUGUUUAUCUAGUAGUAAGCCCCUGGUUCUUACAUAAAGGAAAACACAACGCAAAUUACGAAUCAACUGUAAACCGUUAAUAUGGUUUUAAUUCAUAUAAAACAUAAAGACGAAAGUCAAUUUCUAUACGAAACAACCCUAAACACAACUGUUGAAAGUCUGGUUACUUCUGUUGUGGCUGUAUAUAAUGGAAGAUUAAAGGUGGAGAGAAUUUGUAGUGAAAUGGAGGAAUUAUCGAAAUACGGUACUUUAUAUCCUCCAGAUAUUCUGGGACUAAAUGAAGACCAAGUAGAAGAAUUAAAACUUGUAGAUACAUGGGGCGAAAAGUGUAUACCAAGUGGUGGUUUUGACUAUAACAAAGACCCCAUAGGAAGGAGAAAUGGAAAACGACCAAAGAAAAAUAUGCAAGAUGUUUUAGUGAAAGCUGUGACCGAAGCAAAAGAAAUGAUUUCAAAGAAUCUUGUGUUACAAGGAAAGUGUCUCACAAUGAAAACAGUUCAGGAAGCCAUAAAUCUUCUUAAAGGAGCCGUCACCAUUGUUUACCCCAUGAAACUACCACCUCACGAUGUCAUACGUAUGGAGUUUGAAAAUAUUGAAGACCUUUCUGGAACUCAAGCCUCAUUAGACGUUAUUGAUCCUACUACAGCGCAAAUAUGGUUCUGUGGGAAAGAAAUGUAUAGAGACAACAAAACUGUUGGAGAUUAUGUGGGAAAGAUAGAAAAAUCGAAAGUGGUUAUGAAAAUUUCAAAACGUGGCUCUGGACCUCCAGGUCGGGAACCGGUUAUGACCGAAGAAGAACGAAAACAACUGAUGUAUCAUGCGUACAAAAGGCAAGAGGAAUUAAAGAAAUUAGAUAAGGACGACGAUGAUAAUUAUAUGAAUUCAGAAUGGGCUGAUAGUCAGAUGAUGAAAAGGACUUUCCAUGGUUUGAAUAAUAUUUCAUGGCGGCCGUAAUUGUAUAUCUAGUGGUAUAUUUUGUAUUUUUUCUUGAAUAAACU